Bactrocera tryoni is the source of this 2987-nucleotide messenger RNA. It is a transcript of the gene Stam, whose product is annotated as signal transducing adapter molecule 1. Gene Ontology annotation, cellular component: ESCRT-0 complex. The transcript has 6 exons. Bases 379 to 2637 code for a protein of 752 amino acids. Gene Ontology annotation, molecular function: ubiquitin binding; phosphatidylinositol binding. Lineage: Eukaryota; Metazoa; Arthropoda; Insecta; Diptera; Tephritidae. The record is from RefSeq and is a predicted model, not a curated record. Gene Ontology annotation, biological process: protein transport to vacuole involved in ubiquitin-dependent protein catabolic process via the multivesicular body sorting pathway.
UCCCAGCAAUACCGAAUUUCGUUAGUCAUUUUUUAUUAAAAAUUUCUUCGGUUUAGUGAGGAAAACGUAUUCGUUGACCGAAAAAAGACUAAAUAAUACAUUAUUAAAUUAAUUGGGAGUGCAAAAAAACAAGUAAAGGUCAAUUGAAAGCAGAAUUCUUGACAACGUAAUAGAAAAAAACAUAUUGAUUGCUUGAAAAGUGCAGCAGAAGGCCGAAACACGAAAUAAAAAUAAGAAGGGGGAAAAACAACAAAAGGAUAGUGAAAAUCGAUUGCAAAAGGCUUGGAACAUUUAAACAAGUGUACGAUCGUUAAUACGCAGUGCAAAAAUUAUUAAUUAGUUCGUCGAUUGAGCUCUUUAGCUGGGCAUUUGUGUGAAAUGGGAAUUUUUACGCAAUCGACACCGUUUGAUGCGGAAAUUGAAAAAGCUACAAGCGAAACUAAUACUAACGAGAACUGGUCGCUCAUUCUGGAUGUAUGCGACAAAGUCUCGUCCAAUCCACGCAGCGCCAAAGAUUGCCUGAAGGCAAUAAUGAAACGUAUGGGCCAUGCUGACCCGCAUGUGGUGAUGCAGGCGCUAACACUGUUAGAUGCUUGUGUAAAUAAUUGCGGUAAACCAUUUCAUUUGGAAAUCGCUUCACGUGAAUUCGAAAAUGAAUUCAGGCGACUGUUAUCGAAAGCGCAACCGAAAAUAUCGCUGAAAAUGCGUCAAGUGCUUAAAACCUGGGCUGAAGGCGAUUUUAAGAGUGAUGCGGAACUGAAUUUAAUACCCUCGCUUUAUAUGAAAUUGCGACAAGAAGGUUAUGACUUCAGCAAUCUAAACGAAAAGCCGCCAAAGUCAGCAGCAAAAUUGACCGCUUUGAAGGAUCCCAAUGUGGUGAGCAGCCAACAAGAGGAAGAUGACAUUGCCAAGGCGAUAGAACUAUCUUUGAAGGAGACAAAGAACAGUCCCAAGCUACAAAGUAGCAGUAACGCUGGAGCCGCUGCCAGCGCAAGCACGAACGCUGCCUCGGCUUAUUCCUCAUUGUAUCCCUCAUUUUCGGGUUCUGGUUCUUUGGCGAGCAUCACGUCAACCGGUGGCGCCUCAAACAACUCCACAAAUUCGCAGCCCGAGCCACGUAAAGUACGCGCUCUGUACGAUUUCGAGGCAGCCGAAGAGAAUGAGUUGACAUUCUUUUCCGGCGAAAUUAUACACGUGCUGGAUGAUUCGGAUCCGAAUUGGUGGAAGGGCUAUAAUCAGCGUGGCGAAGGUCUAUUCCCAUCGAAUUUCGUAACUGCCGAUUUGUCUGUCGAUCCGGAACGUUUGGAUAUCAAUCAACAAAAUAAGACGAAAAAGAGCGUACAAUUUGAGGAUGAUGCCAAAGCAUUGCAAUUAAAGACUGAAGCUGCCGCAGCGGCAGUUGCUGAACAACGAAUCGAAAUCGAUGAAGAGAAAAUCGAUCGUCUCUUGCAUCUGUUACACGAGGCGAAUCCCGAGGAUCCAUCGCAGGAUAGCGAAGAAAUGUUGCGUUUAGAACAGGAAGUACACCAGAUGGGUCCACUGAUCGACACCGAACUCGAGCGUGUCGAUCGUAAGCAUGCGCAACUCACGCAGCUCUCCAGCGACUUGGUGGACGCCAUCAAUCUCUAUCAUUCACUAAUGCGCGACGAUCGCAUGACACUGGCACGUGGCCCACAGGCUGCUGCUUCCGGUUAUUUGGGUGGCAUGCCGCCAAUGGGCGGCGCGAUGCCCGGCUUAGGCUAUCAGGGCGUGCCGAAUCCACAAAUGUUGUACGGUGCCGCUGGCUAUCCGGGCAAUGCUAAUUUUCCACCACAUAUGCAGCAAGCAGCACAUAUGCCGACACAUAACUAUGGCAUGCAAUCGCUGCCCUACGGCAACCCAGCACAGCUGCCCGGCAAUGUGGCGCCAGUCAACACGCAAAACUCACUAAAUCAGAAUGCGGUGUCUACAGCUGCACCAGUACCGGGUGGCACUUACUCCAUACCCCAACAGUAUCAAAAUGGACAUGUCAACGCGUCACAGCUUAAUGGCAACGUUUCCGGCAGUCUCGGCUUGAAUUCACUGCCUCCGUCUAUGUCAUCGUUACCCUACAUGGGUGCAGCUGCCCAGUUGCCGGCCACAUCUGCACCGCCAGCAUCUGAACACCAACAAAUGCCGCAAUCAACCAUGGCUGCUGCCAAUGCCGCCACUGUCGGCGUCUUCAAUCCGGUCAAUCAGCUGCAGCAGUUGGGCAAUAUACAGCCGUUGCAGUCAUUGCCACCAAUGCCACAAUAUCCGAACGGCAUUAACGAUGGCGUCAAUGCUAUACCACCCGAUCAGUUGCAUCAGCAGCAGUCAUUUCCACACCACCUACAGCAGCUGCCGCAACAUUACGGCACGCUACCGACGUCACAGCCACCACCAAAUGCGUUUAUGACAUCACCACCCACAUCUGCCACGGGCAUGGCACCGGGCAUGCUACCGCCCAGCAGCCAUGGCAUGCAUAAUCCAACAAACGGCGGCGAUCAAUUCAGCCAAUUACAACAUCAAAUGGCUGCAAUUUCGCUGGCAGGCGGCGUUAAUCAGCCGGUAACACAGAAUUUCCUUGUACAAAAUGAUCCAAAGCAUAACAUUCCACUUUACCAGCAGCAACGGUAAGACGUUGGUUGGCAUCGACAAUAACUGCGUCGUCAUAACUUUUCUACUCGUCCCACUUUUUGUUACAAUACAUAUAUUAAAACAACAACAUCUAGAACGAGCAGCAGCAGCAGCAGCUCGCAACUGUUUGGCGCUCUCACAUAACAAAAAAAAAAAAAACAAACAGCAGGUGCAUUGCCUAGCAAUGUGCUUUCGCUUUACCAAUAAGCGUAUUUGCAAUGUAAUUAUGCGGCAUUUUGCCUGCCACCACCUAUUCAUGAACAUGUAUUUUGCUAUUGUUAUUAUAUAUUCCUCCUUAUGUCCGUAUUAUUCUGAGUCGCGUUGUGGGCAUGAAGGCGUCGUCUUUUAAU